Anisakis simplex (herring worm) is the source of this 369-nucleotide messenger RNA. Lineage: Eukaryota; Metazoa; Nematoda; Chromadorea; Rhabditida; Anisakidae. The record is from the annotation of a GenBank genome assembly.
AUGCAACGAAUCGCUUCGGAGGAAAAUCAGUUGUCGAAAUCGUCAUCGCAUUUAGCACUUCUUCAGAGCAACAUACAUCAGCUGGAACAAUAUAAGAGAAAUUGUGAUAAACGAUUGAAUGAUCAAGAAAGUAGUUUGCAAGAAUUGGAAAGUGACAUAGCGUUGUUGAUGGAUGAAAAGCGUGAACUGAAGGAACGAUGCAACCAAAUGAAACGUCUCAAUGAUGAAGCGAUCGCUGAGAAUACAAAACAUUUAAAUGAAAUUCAUGAAUUACGUUGUCGACUGGAACGUUGUGAAGAGAAAGAGAUUACAAGUGCACGUGCACAUCUUGAUGAAAUUGAUACGUAUCAAAAAUUGCUGAAGCAAAAA